GUGCAUGUUGCGGGAAAAACAAAGGCUGUAGACUAUCAUUUUUCGAAGUGAAUUACCAAUAAGGUCUAGAUUAUUUCAAUUCCUGUUCCAAAUUGGCAAUGUAACCUUCUCCAUUACUUUAAAGAGAAAUCUUUCAGCUAGAUAAAGAGUGAAAAUGACGAUUGUUCAAGUGAAGCAUGUUGUAUCUUGCACCAGCGAGGACACGUUGCACAAGGCAGAUAAUCUCCUGAAGGGAGACUCCUACAAGAAAUGGACAGGAGGGUCCGAAGGUGAGAAGCAGGUCUCUGUCAUUCUGCAGCUCGAUAAAGCUUCCAACAUUCACUCCAUCGACGUUGGCAACGAGUCGUCUGCGUUCGUGGAGAUCCUUGGUGGUCAUUCCAGCUCAGACUCAGAUGAUUUAUAUCAGGUCAUCUUGGUAACAUCUUCAUUUAUGUCGCCAGUGGAGAGUAGGAACAACACAAAUAUGAACCGUGUACGGAUGUUUGGACCAGAAAGCCUCUCGAAAGCCGUCGCAGACAAGAAGUUUGAUCGCAUCAAGAUCGUUUGUACACAGCCUUUCAAUAAGCGCUGUAAGUAUGGACUGUCUUUCAUCAAGCUACAUGGUCCACCAGGAGCGGGUGAUCAACAAGAAGGCACUUCUGGACAGCCAACUCUGGGUAAGUUCCGACUGAAAGAAGAGAGCAAGUCAUCUCUAUCUGUCGGAAGUUUCUUCAAGGGCAGAGACACCGAAUCUACACAGAAACCUCUCACAGGAGCAGCAGCAGUGAGGGCAGCAUCCAGCAUACCACCAUCUCAACAAGCAUCAUCAUCAUCUUCUACAUCUUCACCUAAACAGCCUUCCCAGUCUUCAACCAAGAGACGUCUAUCUGAUGCUGAUAAAAAAGAAGGAGAGAACAGUCACAAGAGACCAGCUGUAGAACCUAAGAGAGAAGAGCCACGCAGGAAAGAAUCCGUCCCAAAUAAAUCAAAAGAGUCGAAACCUCAGCCCGCUACGGGAGAAGCCUUCGGGAAGCUGAUGAAGAAGGUGGUCUUUGUGAUGAGUGGUUUCCAGCAUCCUUUGAGGGGUGAGCUGAGAAAGAAAGCCACUGAGAUGGGAGCCAAGUACCAGGCAGACUGGGGUCCUGGUGCUACACAUCUCAUCUGUGCUUUUGCGAACACACCCAAGUACAACCAGGUGAAGGGCAAGGGAAAGAUUGUGAAGAAAGAAUGGAUUCUAGACAGCUACAGGAAACGCACACUGUUACCAUGGAUACGAUACAAGUUAUCAAGUGGACGGGAUAGUUCUAGUGAUGAGAGUGAAUCUGAAGAGGAAGAGGAGAUGGAGGAGGAAGAAGUAGUGACUCCAGUCAAACCUUCUUCAUCAAAGAGCCCUCAACCAAAGACACCAACUCCAAAGAAACCUGCUGAUGUUGAUGAAUACAGCGGAUCUACCGAUGAGGAGGGGAACGAUACCGAGCCCAUGUCAGGAGGAUCGUCUGGUGAUGAUACUGAGGAUGAAAUCAGAAAAGCUCAAGCAAAACCAAAGGCUCAAACCAAAACAUCACCAAAGGGAGGAAGCCCAUGCAAGAAAGGUCAAAGUUCAAGUCCCGGAGAGAUUCCUGAUCUCCCAGAUUUCUUCAGCAGUAAACGGUUCUUCCUCUUUGGCAAGUUUGAUAAAGAGGAAAGAAGGCAGGUCAACAGGUUCAUCAUUGCAUUCAAUGGCCUUAUCGAGAACUACAUGGAUGAGAGCGUCAACUACGUCAUCACCAACUCGAACUGGGAUAACAACUUUGAAGAGGCUUUGUCUGAAAACUCAUCCAUUACCUUUGUGAGACCACGGUGGCUGUAUGCCUGCAACGAGAAACUCAAGAUGGUCCCUUACCAGCCUUACAUUGUGGUGCCAGCCAAUUGAGCUUCUUAGAUGAUCCCUUACAAUCCUGACAUUGCCAACUCAACCUUUGACCUAUAGAUGGAAUAGUUAGGCCCGAAAUAACUUGGACUGCAGUCUAGGGAAGAUGUGUGUUAUACAGUGAAACCUGUCUAGAAAGACUCCCCAAGGGAGACAAGAAAAUUGGUCUAUAGACAGGUGGUCCUCAUGUACAGGUUCAUGAAGUACAUGUUUCAAUGAGAAACCAUUUUCAAGGGAAACAAAAAAAUAUGGUCUUUAUAGACAGGUGGUUGCUAUAGCAGGUUUGAUUGUAUCAAAAUCUUAUCUUUUCUGUCAGGUUAAGAUGUUCCUUUGUCAGUUCAAACAGAGUGAAAAGGAGAUAAAAGCAAAGAACAAGAAUUAAAGGGAGGGCAUUUUACCAACAUUGCUACCACUGCUGUAAUGUAUAUUCAGUCGCACAUUCAUACCGUGAUUGUGUACACAGAGAGUGAUUUCUGGUUCCUGUAUUCAAGUAUCAUCACACAUGCAUCAUGCAGUUGGUGAUGCAUUGUGGGAAAUGAUUGUCAACACAUCGGGAGAUUGUUAGAAUUAGAUGGCAGUAUAUUAAAAUCUCGAGUAGUGUCGGUAGAAUACCCUGCAUUUCAAAAUAAAAGAAGUCUGCCAAGGUUACAUGUAAUACCUGUAUGUUAAAAUGCUAUAGACUUCACAGCACUGUCUUUUUUCUUCUGUAGCCACUGGGCAAAUCAAAGUUUCAAGAGCCAGCCCUCUGAGAAUUUGGGUUCAUACAAAGCAACUUUUUGCCUUGUCAGAUUUGCAAAACAAUUUGUGUGAAAUAAUUGAAUCAUGGUAUAUUAUAACACCACUUUAAUGCAGUUCACGUAAGUUUCUUGCAACAAAAGUGGCUGUCCUUAACAAUUCAGAGAGUUUCUGGUUUAAGUAGAUAGUUGAUUAUUGGCAAGGUGUAUUCCAUUUUAAUCAGCCACAUAAAGACAUGCCACAGAUAUUGAUAGAAGGUCUACUAAAUGUGUGUUUGUACUAUGAUUGAUAUUUCGUGCUGAAAUUUGUUGUAAUUAUCUGGAGGGGGUAGAACAAUUGCUGUCCAAAAACAAGCAUAAAAUGCACUGAAUGCAUUAUUUGUCCUUUCAUGUUAUUUCCAUCCAAUGGAAAAUGUUUAAAGUUACACUUUGAAAUUGUGCCAGGAAGCAAAUGUUCAAGCCCAUUUCUCAUGAAUAAAGCUGUACAGUUUUCUUCAUUUUUCUAUUUCUUUUUCUUUAAUACACAUCAGUGGCAGGUUUCUAGAACAAUUAUGUACAUAAAACUGUGUACCCAUUCAAAAUGGACAUGUUUUGUUUAAUUUAUGGGUAAAAAGCUUUGCCAUCUUUGUGAUUUAUGUCAUUAUGAAUGUGUAACAUACAUGUAUUUCUGAUAUUUUUGUAUCACUUUGCUACUAAUGUGAAUACAAUUUACAUGUACAAUAAAAGACAUUACAACAUGAUUUU
Strongylocentrotus purpuratus (purple sea urchin) is the source of this 3366-nucleotide messenger RNA. It is a transcript of the gene xrcc1, whose product is annotated as DNA repair protein XRCC1. NCBI's taxonomy places the organism in Eukaryota, Metazoa, Echinodermata, Echinoidea, Camarodonta, Strongylocentrotidae. Gene Ontology annotation, cellular component: nucleus. Gene Ontology annotation, molecular function: damaged DNA binding. The coding region runs from base 155 to 1891 and encodes 578 amino acids. The transcript has 14 exons. The record is from RefSeq and is a predicted model, not a curated record. Gene Ontology annotation, biological process: base-excision repair; single strand break repair.